AUGUAUGUAAGCUCAAACUUCACACAGACCAUUGAAAAUGCCUUUAAGAGAAUCUUGGAAGAUUACAUGAACAGCUGGAAGAACAAUGGGUCGAUAGCCAAAACCAAGAUUCGGAACAUCAUGAAGGAAGAGAACUUCAACUACGUCAUCCUCUACCUUAUGGUGAUGAUCGGCAUGUUCUCCUUCAUUGUUGUGGCUGUCUUGGUGAGCACCACCAGAUCAAAGAGACAGAAACACACAGAUGAGCUCGAUCCCUACAGCAGAUAUAUUGCCAAUGACUUCAAUGAGAAGGUUGGAGGGACACUGGAAAACCCAGCUGCUAGGUCUUACAGGGCUCCACUCUCUCCAUAG
This is a messenger RNA of Nanorana parkeri, 351 nucleotides long. RefSeq names its product potassium voltage-gated channel subfamily E member 2-like. The record is from RefSeq and is a predicted model, not a curated record. The transcript has a single exon. Bases 1 to 351 code for a protein of 116 amino acids. NCBI's taxonomy places the organism in Eukaryota, Metazoa, Chordata, Amphibia, Anura, Dicroglossidae. Gene Ontology annotation, molecular function: voltage-gated potassium channel activity involved in ventricular cardiac muscle cell action potential repolarization; transmembrane transporter binding; potassium channel regulator activity. Gene Ontology annotation, biological process: membrane repolarization during action potential; potassium ion export across plasma membrane; regulation of ventricular cardiac muscle cell membrane repolarization. Gene Ontology annotation, cellular component: membrane.